This is a messenger RNA of Leptosia nina, 2217 nucleotides long. The record is from the annotation of a GenBank genome assembly. Lineage: Eukaryota; Metazoa; Arthropoda; Insecta; Lepidoptera; Pieridae.
AUGACUCAUCCACUUAAAUUUGAUAAUGUUGAUGUCAAUACAGAGAAAGUUAUUAUUCUAUCCAUUGUGAAUAACAGCAAUAAAUCAUACAUUCUAAAUAAAUGGAUUAUGCUGAGUAAAAAAAGGGACUCUCAAAUUAAUAUAAAACCAUAUAUUAAUCAACCGAAAAUUUUGAAUCAGUCAGAAACUAUACAAUUCACAAUACAAUGUCAACCUAAAUUUUUAGGUCAAACCGAGGAAUGUUUAGUAUUUCUGUUCAAAGGAUUUCAAUUGAAGAGACUUGUUGAAAUUAAUGUAGUAAAUCAAUUCUGUCAUACUAGUAAUGGAAAAUCUGGUACCUUUAGGCCUUCAGAAUAUGAGAAGGUCAAUAAAAUGAGAGAUAUGCAAAGAAAUAAAGAUCAGUAUAUACCGGGUAUAAGGCAACUCAGGACACCUAAUUUUGUUGAAGGUAAAAUAGGUGUUUAUAACAUUCCAGAUAAAAUUUGGUCUGCAGUUUUGGGGGAUUCUGAUAGCACUAUUUUUUCUGAUGAUUAUGAAAAACUUAUUCUAAGACUACAGACGAAGUUACCUUGUUUAAUUCAAGAUCUCAACAUCAAUAAUUAUUGUGACAAGUGGCAUACUUUGCUCUACAUGGAAGAAAUUCAAGCAAACAUUACCAUCAGGGUACAUGACAAACCUAAAGCAUUUCUGAUUAGACAGAAUGAGUAUCUAGCGCUUGAAAUAAAUAACUUGUGUGAAACAAGACCAUCACUUGUUCAAGACAAGUUUCUGACGUGUACUUUAGAACAACUUAAAUGGUACAACAGCAAGUUAAACUACGAUCAGAGAAGGGCAGUUAUUAAUAUCCUUAGGGGUGACAGCCGACCACUACCAUAUAUAAUCUUUGGACCCCCUGGAACUGGGAAAACUAUAACAGUAGUAGAAACGAUUCUGCAAAUUUUGAAGAAUAUUCCAGAUAGUAGAAUUUUAGUUGCAACUCCAUCGAACAGUGCAUCUAAUCUAAUCACCGAAAGAAUAAUACAAUACAAAAAUGCAUUUUCCAGUUCUAUAGUUAGACUUAUUGCAAACUAUUUAAUUAACUCUGACAGUAUUCCAGAUAAUAUUAAGCAAUACUGUGCUACUUUAGAUAUAGCUAUGGAAGGAACAUCUAAAAAUAAGCAUCAUAUUCACGACAAUGUUAAUGUAAAUUGUCAGAAAUCAUUUAUAGGAAGGCAUAGAGUUGUUGUAGUUACAUGUAACUGUUCGGGGGCUCUUUAUUAUUUAGGUUUCCCAAAAGGUCAUUUUACACAUAUUAUUGUAGAUGAAGCUGGUCAGGCCCAAGAGCCAGAAAUUAUGAUUCCAUUAAGCUUUACAGAUAAGGAUAAUGGACAAAUAAUUUUAACAGGAGAUCCUAUGCAGUUGGGACCCGUGAUAUUAUCUAAGUAUUGUAAUGAAUUCGGGAUGAAUGUAUCCUAUCUUUGUAGACUUCUUGAAAGUUAUCCAUAUCAAAAAGACUAUGCUACCUAUAAAGAUGGAUUUGAUGAUAGAGUAGUGACGAAAUUAAAUGAAAAUUACAGAUCAUUAGAAGAGGUUCUAUCUCUGCCUAGUAAAAUGUUUUAUGAUAAUACUCUUGUGGUUAAGUUUGAUAAAACCAGUAGUUGGGUACCAAAAAUAAUUAAUGCUACUUGUGAAAUUUUCAAUAUAACUGAUCAUAAACAUGGUGGAAUAUAUGUUUAUGGUAUUCAAGGACAAAAUAUGCGUGCUGCAGAUAGUCCAUCUUGGUACAACCCUCAAGAAGCUUCUAUGGUUGCUCUUACAACUUGUAAACUAUACAGACAUGAUGUCACCCCUGAUGAAAUUGGGAUAAUUUCACCAUAUAUAGCACAGAUAAAACAUUUACGUUUAGUUUUCGAUGCCAUGGGCUUACCACAACCGAAGAUAGGCACUGUUGAAGAAUUUCAGGGUCAAGAGAGACCCAUAAUUUUGAUCACAACAGUGAGAUCAACAGAAUCUUUAAUACAGCAGGAUAUUAAACAUGUUUUAGGGUUUGUGAAAAAUCCUAAAAGAUUGAAUGUAGCAAUAACCAGAGCUCAAGUGUCAUUGAUCUUAUUCUGUAACCCACAUCUCCUCUGUACUGACCCCUUGUGGAAUCAAGUAAUAACUGAAUCAGUAAAAAGUAAUAGAUAUAUGGGCUGCCUUCUACCAUCAAUACAAGGCACAGUGAAUUCAUGUAAUUAA